This is a messenger RNA of Lolium rigidum, 4590 nucleotides long. RefSeq lists its product as uncharacterized. The transcript has 8 exons. The record is from RefSeq and is a predicted model, not a curated record. Gene Ontology annotation, molecular function: helicase activity. Bases 1 to 4590 code for a protein of 1529 amino acids. Lineage: Eukaryota; Viridiplantae; Streptophyta; Magnoliopsida; Poales; Poaceae.
AUGCGGCGACCAAACGACGCCGGCAGCGGCGGCGACGCGGGCGAUUGGAGGCGCGGCGGCGAUCCCGCGGAGUCCUCUCACGCGUUCGACGGCAGCGACGACGAGCCGGCGACGACGGUAGCCUCCUCCGGCGACUCGCUGUGGCAGUGGCGGAGCCAGGGCCUCUCCGAGGUGGUGCUCUCGUGGUCGGUAGACCAAAUCCUCAACAAGGAUCUGCUCCGUGAUAAGGUGUCCAAGAUCCCUCAGACGUUUAACAGCAUGGAGCAUUACAUGACAUCGUUUUUUGGACCACUUCUAGAGGAGGUCCGGGGUGAUAUGUCCUCAAGCAUGGAGGACAUCUCUGGAGCUCCAUAUGCAAGAUUGCUAUCAAUCAAUGCAAUGAGAAAAGGGAAUGGGAUGUAUGAGAUCAAGUUCGACAGAUGGAAGGGAGUGUUUCCUGGUUCUGGGGCCGAUGGAUAUAGGCCGAAAGCGGCAGAUAUUCUACUUAUUUCAGAAACAAGACCAGCAAAUCAAUCUGAUAUUCUCAAACAGUCCAAAUCCUGUGUCAUCGUAUGGAUUAAUAAGGUUCAGGGUAAUAAAAUGACCGUCAAGGCAUCACGGAGGAUGGAGAUUGGGGCUGAUGGAGAUGAGCGGCACCCAAUGGGUGUUCACAAGUAUGAGAAGUUGCACGCUGAAGAUUUGGACAAGUCGUGGGAGAUAUUGGAUCAAGAAGCAAUGCAGAAAUCCAUCAACUCACGUUUAAAUGAAAAAAACAGGAAAGAACCACCAAAAGGUAGAAAGUCCCUUGAGAAGUGUAGUGAUCCGCUGGAACAAAAUGGCACAGGGAUGUCUGGAAAUUCAUCAAGGCGAUGGUCCUUCUAUGCUAUGAACCUGACUAAUAUGAUAACAUAUGAUCGUGUUUGGAUUACGCUCCGAAGGGGGCUGACAAUGCAGUCAGAAGUCAUUCUUAACAUGCUGGGCAAAAACAAUUAUGCUAUUAGACAUUGUAGGCACUGCAGCAAUGAAUCACAUGGUGAAAUCAAGGACGAUCUUUGCAAUUUUAAGUUGAAUGACUCACAGCUUGAUGCAGUAGCAAGUUGUAUUUCAGCUAGUAAUUGUCCUCAUAGAUCAUCUUCCGUGGGGCUAAUUUGGGGCCCACCUGGCACAGGUAAAACUACAACGCUUGCAGUAAUGCUACACAUGCUUCUGAUGAAGAAACAGAGAAUUCUUGCAUGUGCUCCAACCAACAUGGCUGUCUUGCAAGUAGCUUCUCGUCUUAUUGGGUUGGUUGAGAACUUCUCUCUAAGCCAUCAUUAUUCCCUUGGUGACAUCAUUUUAUUUGGUAACAAGGACCGUUUGCACAUUGGCAAGGAGUUGUCAAAAAUAUAUUUGGAUGACCGUGUCAAGAGUUUGCUGAGGUGCUUCAACCGAGAAGUUGGGUGGAAGCAUUGUGUGGAUUCUGUCCUGAAAUUCCUAACAAAUUGCAUUUCUCGGUACAAAAUGUCCCUAGACAUAGAAGCAAGCAGUGAUGGUUGCAACCCCACUUUUAAGAAGUAUUUUACAAGUAAAUUCAGCAUUUUAGCAAAAGAACUGGUAGCAUGUAUUGAUACAUUCUUUGACCAUCUUCCAGCGGAUACCCUGGGCAAGAACUUUGAAAAGAUGAUGUUUGUGAAAAGUAUGAUAUAUAAACUGCAGCAAUUAGUGUGUGCAGAUGAUGUCUCUGAUGAGCGUCUUUUUACAAUCUUCGAGCCCUCCGAUGAACUUUCUGACCCUUCUAUUGAUCAUGAUGGCCUGAAAGAUGAUGCAACUGAGGAUCUUCCUGACUAUGACAUCUCUCUAGAUAACCCUUUGGAGAUAAACUCUAAGUGCAUUAAAACCCUGAUGGAUCUUUCAAAGAUGCGGCUUCCUUGUGAAGAGAAUGAAUCUUCCAUCAGAGACUUGUGUUUGAAGCAAGCGAAACUCAUAUUUUGCACUGCUUCUGGUUCGUUUGAACUGUUCAGGCUGCAAGGUGUGAUGCCUAUAAGCAUCUUAGUUAUUGACGAGGCAGCACAACUAAAAGAAGCCGAAUCACUGGUUCCUCUCUUGCUACCAGGAAUAAAACAUGUGCUGCUAAUUGGGGAUGAAAACCAGCUAUCAUCAUUGGUCAAGAGCAAGAUUGCUAAAGAUGCUGCCUUUGGACGAAGCCUCUACGAGAGAUGGUGUGAAAUGGGUUACGACAAGCACUUGCUGGAAGUACAAUAUAGAAUGCACCCUUACAUUAAUAAAUUUCCAAAUGCUAACUUCUACGGUAACCGAAUUUCGGAUGGUCCCAGUGUCAAACGGGAAGAUUAUACCAAGAGUUAUCUCCCCGGUCGUAUUUAUGGUGCCUAUUCAUUCAUUCAUAUUGAAAAUGAUAUGGAAAUGCUUGAUGACCUUGGCCAGAGUUCAAAAAAUAUGCUGGAGGUUGCUAUAGCAGCCAAUAUUAUUGAAAGACUUGCGAAAGAAUGCUGGGAGAAGAAGCAGAGAACCAAUGUUGGUGUAAUAUCUCCGUAUACCGCCCAAGUAAUUGCAAUGCAAGAAAGAAUUGGAAGAAAGUUUGAGAAACAUGAGUUUCUGUCUGUUACAGUAAAAUCUGUUGAUGGAUUUCAAGGUGGCGAGGAAGACAUAAUAAUAAUUUCAACAGUUAGGUCCAACAAAGAUGGGAAAGUAGGUUUUCUCUCUGAUGCUGGAAGAAUAAAUGUGGCUUUGACAAGAGCCAAGUACUGCCUUUGGAUCCUUGGAAAUGGAACCACUUUGCUUGCUAGCAAUUCAAUAUGGGCAGAAUUAGUCAAGGAUUCAAUAAAACGUGAGUGUUACUUUGAUGCUCUCAAGGACAAGAAUUUAGCAGAAACAAUGAGGCUUGCAACAAAGAGAAGUGGCCGCACAAUUGAUGCAACUGGAGUGCCAUCUUGGUCAGUAAGGGCAAGGGGUGAUUUAACUGUGGCUGGCAGCAGCCCACCGAUAAGACGGAGUCAGCUUCCAGUUUCUGGCAGUGCACGGAGCAUAAAUAAUUCUUAUGAUUCGCGACCAGAUGGCCAUGAUUUGCGGUCAAAUGCUAGUCGGCCAAACAGAUCUAGUUUCUUAGCUCCUAGAGAGGACAUGCAGAGAACACACUUUCAGCAGCACAGAACCUUUUCUGGUGGUGACUACUACAAUCAAUCACGAGGUGUCCCUGCUAAUCAAUAUGGGCCCGACAGGUGCAGGCCUUCCUGUGACAAAUAUGGUGCUCCGGAAGGGUUCAGAGGACAGUCUGAGCGGCAUCUCGGUCAGCGCCAUCAUAACAGAACUGUUCAGGAACCCUUGUGCAGCACUUCUCAAACAGGCAAUGGCAGGUUUGCUCCAGGAUCAGUUCGGAGGGCAGGAUCACACAUUUCCAACGGUAUUCUUGGCGCAUGGCAGCCUUCAAAUUGCAACAGGGAUAUUCAGAACAGGACAACUUCUCCGUUAUGGCCAGUUUCUUCUCAAAGAAGGUCCAGUUCAUAUGGAAAUGCUGAUCCUCACCUUUGGAGUAUGAACAAUGAGAGGCAGCUCAGCAGUCAUCCGCAAGCACCAUACACAUACAGAGGACGAGCGCCACACAGGGGAGUUGCUGGUCGAGGGAUAGGAAGGCCUUCAUUUCAUGAGAGACUAACUAGGGGUGGCCGGGAUGAGCAUGCCAGCAACAAUCGGAUGGAAGAACCUCAUAGUGGGCGGCAGCAUAACACUUCUGAAGCCGUGUCCCGUGGUUUGCCAGUUCCAGAGCAGAGAGGGGUGAAAAGAGACUGGCACGACGCAGAAGCAUCAGAUUCACCUCAGCAGAACAAGACAAAAGUAAGACCUGCUGUUGAGAGUGCAGAUGGACCUCAUCUUCAAGGGCAUGAUUGCAGUUCUGGUGUUGCAUCUAACAAACUGGCAGUUCCUGAGCAGCCUGAGAUGGAAGUAGAUGGGUGUAAUGUAGAAGCAUCGGAUCCACCCCACCAGGACAAGACAGAAAUAAGAUCUGAAAGUGCACAUGAACCUCAUCGCCAACCUCAGGAUGGCAGUUCUGGGGCCGCUCCCCAGAGACCGCCUAUGCCAGAUCACCCCGAACGUAAAGCAGAAUCAUCAUGUUCACCCUGCCAGGACAACACAGAUGCGAGGCUCGAAAAUUCAGACCAACCACAUGGUCAGCCUCAGGAUACCAGCCCCAGAGCCGCUGCCCACGAACUGCCUGUUCUUGUUCAGCCUGAGAUGAAAGGAGAGGAGUGCAAAGCAGAACCAUCAGAUUCCACCCACCAGGACAACGCAGAAGCAAGCCCUGGAAAUUCAGAUCAGCCGCCUCGUCUGCCAUUGGAUACCAGUUCUGACACCGCCCUCCCACAACUGGCUGCCUCUGAGCAGGGAGGCUUCGGCUUGGUUUGGGAGCUGAGAUUGUUGAAAACCGUGCCGCUGCUGGCAUGGCCGCGUUGCAGCGCUCGUUACUGGGAAUCUGAACCAUUCUCUGCUCCUUUUUUCGAGAGCACGCAAAUUGCGUGCCAUAUUUUUAUAGAAGGUAACCAUUCUCUGCUCCUACUUGGUCGUGCUCCAGAGUUGGCUGCAGGCAUUCCACGGUACGGCGGCUUCCCGGUGGCCUAG